This is a messenger RNA of Vigna angularis (adzuki bean), 854 nucleotides long. RefSeq lists its product as uncharacterized. Bases 212 to 613 code for a protein of 133 amino acids. NCBI's taxonomy places the organism in Eukaryota, Viridiplantae, Streptophyta, Magnoliopsida, Fabales, Fabaceae. The transcript is spliced from 5 exons. The record is from RefSeq and is a predicted model, not a curated record.
AAAGAAAAGGAAAAAACACAUGCAGUUUUUUAUCUUUUCUUUAUUCUGCUGCAGCUUCGAACAAACUCAUUUCUUUCUUCACACCACCCACAUAAUCCUUAUUUUGAGCCAUAACCAUUUCCAAGAUUCAGUUUUUAGCCUAAGCUUCUUUUCCAGUUAUCAACUCAAACAUACUUCCUUAUUCUCUCUGUCUAGCAAAUAAGUGUGGAAGAUGGAAUCCACAAGCUCAAGAGUCAAUGUCUCAAAUUCCAGACAAUCUUCUAAGCAGCUUCUGUUUGACCGCCGCUAUGGAUGGGUAAUCGAUGAGUGGAAAGACCCAGCAGAGGAAGCACUUGAUGGAGGCAGAGGAAUGUUUUGCAUACUGCCACUUGCCAAAGCCUUGGUGCAGAAGGCCUCACAAUCAAUAAAUUUUGCAGUAAUCUCGGUCAAAAAAGGUUCAGAAAACCCAGAACUGUUUUCCCCUCAGAUGCUGCAGAGUGGUCUAGAUGACGGUGUUAAGAGUUUUAUGACAUUUUUCAAAAACAUUGGGAGUAAAGGUUUCAUCUUCAACAAGAAUUCUGAGUCACAUGCCUCCAAUAGCUCUUCCCUCUCACAUACAGAAAGCAAUGGAUGAAGGAACAAAGUUUGUUUAUUAUCAAAGUUUUUUGUUCUAAUACAGAAUGCAGUUUAUCAUCCAUACUCUCCUAUCUAUUCAUUCCUAAUACAAUACUCAAACGACAAUUAUUUGGAUGUCAUUUCGGCGUUUUUGCUUGGCAAUGCGGUAUCUUGUCACAUUUCUGUAUCACUUAUAACUAUUCUUCACACCUUCUCUUUCUAAGGCCAAGAAUUAAUUACAUUAUCACAUUUUCAUUGAA